Carya illinoinensis is the source of this 2553-nucleotide messenger RNA. RefSeq names its product aspartate carbamoyltransferase 2, chloroplastic. NCBI's taxonomy places the organism in Eukaryota, Viridiplantae, Streptophyta, Magnoliopsida, Fagales, Juglandaceae. The transcript is spliced from 6 exons. Bases 1191 to 2387 code for a protein of 398 amino acids. The record is from RefSeq and is a predicted model, not a curated record. Gene Ontology annotation, molecular function: aspartate carbamoyltransferase activity; amino acid binding. Gene Ontology annotation, biological process: 'de novo' pyrimidine nucleobase biosynthetic process; amino acid metabolic process.
AAACGAAAGUAUAUUUGUGUACUUUUCCUCGUUUUUGGUGGCCGGAGAUUACUGCAGCACUCUGAAGUCCUCAUUUUGUUUGAAUCUAAACUGUCUAAUGCAUCGGAUCUUUCCUCGUAGUUUUAUUCAUUUUCUUAUCAAUCAAACAGGUUUAAUUUUUACAAGUUUUGGAACUGAAAAGAUUUGUCAGUAUCGUUAUUCCUUCCUAGUUUCCUUUUUAAUCAAGGAUCCGGGCCAAUAUUUGAUCGUGAAUAGUAUGCUCAGACCUGAUGAAAAGAUGUUUGUUUAUCUUCGCCUUUUUGCCCUUUUGCUUUUCGGCAUUUGGGUUUGGCUUCACUUGAUUUUUUCGUUUAACAGGAAUCUGAUGUUCAACUUUGAACUUUAUAUUAGGGGUGGUCAUAUACCGUCGAACAGAUAUGCUUUAUCUCUUUACGAUACCACGAAGACUUUAAUCUAAUAGGACAAAUAAUCUUUGCUAUUAUUUCAAUUUUUUGUUCAAUCUACAAUGAAAUCAAAUAGAGACGGUAUUAUGAGUUUGUAUUCAGAGUGGAUUUUGUCAUACCCAGCCCAAAGCCUAGGCUCAAUAUCCGUUUAAGCCCAGCCGGCCCAGGAAAAAUAAAAGGUGAACGAAACCACUCAGUCUCUGUUUUGUCCGAGUGACAAAAUCCCUGUUUCUUUCUUCCCCGUCUCCCACGCUACGUCCAGCGCCCCCCUGCCCCUACUCUGUGCACAACACCACCCGCGUCUCUCUCCGCUCGUCCCUCUCUCUUCCAGUCUUCCUCUCUCUCCGUCCGUCCCGCUCGCUUAUUAUGUGAGUUUCUGCUGCCCAAGCUCAACGCUAUUCUCCCUUCGUUUCCUCGACGUCCGACCACAACUCCACGCCGAUAAAACUCUACGAGCUUCUCUCCCUCACUCGGCCUCUUUCUCUCUCUCGUUACCGCCCUCCUCUCUCUCUAAAACUCUCAGCGGUCGCUCACCACUGGGCUACAGCCAACAACGCCUCCCACACUGCCGCUCGCUUCUCAACCCUAUUCAGCCUUGCCCACGCCAAAGACGGACGCCGCACACCUUACGCCACUCCCGCCCGUCGUCCACUGUCCCCUCCGUCGUCUGUUGCAGAACUCCGCCACAGGGCUCUAAAGUUCUUGAAAACCCGGACCUAAUACUGUAGACUGACUCUGUCAAGUGGAAUGGCUAUUUCAUCUUCGUUUUUCGCAUGUUCAUUGCAGGGGAGCAUGGCUGCUCCCAAAACAUUGAAUUGCUACAAAGAACUUUUGUGCAAUCGUUCAAAUCUUUUCUUCAAGCAAUCAGGAUGCAUCGAGUCAAUGUAUCAGUCACAUUCGAGGUUGUUACCCCAUAGUGUACUAUCAAAAUGGGAACAAACUGACCAAUUCGACAGAAUCCAGUGCCAUUCGUUGGAAGUUGAGACUGCACCUUCUUUUUCCAUAGGGAAGAAGUUUCAACUUGAUGAUGUAAUUGAAGCCCAACAAUUUAAUAGGGAUAUUCUCGGUGCUAUAUUUGAAGUUGCGAAUGACAUGGAGAAGAUAGAAAAUAAUUAUCCCGGAAGCCAAAUCCUUAAGGGUUAUCUUAUGGCUACUCUCUUUUACGAGCCAUCCACUAGGACUAGGCUUUCAUUUGAGUCUGCCAUGAAACGGUUAGGUGGGGAAGUUUUGACAACAGAAAAUGCACGGGAGUUUUCAUCAGCAGCUAAAGGUGAAACACUUGAAGAUACUAUAAGGACAGUUGAGGGUUACUCUGAUAUAAUUGUGAUGCGGCACUUUGAAAGUGGUGCUGCCAGAAGAGCAGCAGCUAUAGCUGGCAUUCCUAUUAUUAAUGCUGGUGAUGGUCCUGGGCAACAUCCUACACAGGCUCUUUUGGAUGUCUAUACCAUUGAAAGAGAGGUAGGAAAACUCGAUGGCAUCAAAGUUGCGCUAGUGGGUGACCUUGCCAAUGGAAGGACUGUCCGCUCACUUGCUUACUUGCUUGCCAAGUACCAAGAUGUGAGGAUUUACUUUGUCGCUCCCGAUGUGGUAAAAAUGAAGGAUGAUAUAAAAAACUACUUGACUUCUCAGGGAGUGGAGUGGGAAGAAAGCUCUGAUUUAAUGGAAGUGGCUUCUGAGUGUGAUGUAGUGUAUCAAACUCGUAUUCAGAAAGAAAGGUUUGGAGAGAGACUUGACCUUUAUGAAGAAGCUCGAGGCAAGUACAUCGUAGAUCAGGCUGUCUUGGAUGUUAUGCAGAAGCAUGCUGUGGUCAUGCACCCUCUUCCCAGGCUUGAUGAGAUUACUGUGGAAGUUGAUAGGGAUCCAAGGGCUGCGUAUUUUAGACAAGCAAAGAAUGGUCUCUAUAUUCGGAUGGCGCUCUUGAAACUCCUACUACUUGGGUGGUAAAGAUGCCUUCACAUACUAAUUCUUACUCGAAAAGCUCGAAAAGCUUGGGUUUUAUGGUUUAAUUUUGUUUGAAGAUUAAAAAAAAUUAAAAAAUUAAAAAAUCAUGUUCGAACGAGUUAUGAUUGCCGAAGCUGCGAGGAUUAAUUUUGCCGAAGCUGUUUUUAAA